Antrostomus carolinensis (chuck-will's-widow) is the source of this 1240-nucleotide messenger RNA. RefSeq names its product GTP binding protein overexpressed in skeletal muscle (gene GEM). Lineage: Eukaryota; Metazoa; Chordata; Aves; Caprimulgiformes; Caprimulgidae. Gene Ontology annotation, cellular component: plasma membrane. Gene Ontology annotation, biological process: negative regulation of high voltage-gated calcium channel activity. The transcript has 4 exons. The record is from RefSeq and is a predicted model, not a curated record. Gene Ontology annotation, molecular function: GTPase activity; calcium channel regulator activity; GTP binding. Bases 12 to 905 code for a protein of 297 amino acids.
AGGGGCAAAAAAUGACCCUCAACAACGUUACCAUGCGUCGCACCCACAACAGCGGCCUGCAACAGCAGCAGCAGCGAUGGAGCAUCCCUGCUGAUGGAAAGAAUCUCUUGGUCCAGAAAGACUCCAACGAGUACAACCCACAGAAGCGAUACACCAUCAGUCCCGAUGAAUACUACAGAAGGAGCUGGUCCUCGGAGUCGUCCGACUCCGUCAUCUCCUCUGAGUCCGGCAGCAAUUGCUAUCGGGUGGUGCUGAUCGGGGAGCACGGCGUAGGCAAGUCCUCGCUAGCCAACAUCUUUGCAGGGGUGCAUGACAGCAUUGACAGUGACUGCGAGGUGCUGGGAGAAGACACGUAUGAAAGAACCCUGAUGGUGGAUGGGGAAAGUGCAACCAUUAUUCUGCUCGACAUGUGGGAUAAUAAGCGUGAGGGAGAAUGGAUUCGAGACCACUGCAUGCAAGUGGGAGACGCAUACUUGAUUGUCUACUCCAUCACAGACCGAGCAAGCUUUGAGAAGGCCUCUGAACUCAGAAUACAGCUCCGCAGGGCACGCCAGAAAGAAGACAUCCCCAUUAUUUUGGUUGGCAAUAAAAGUGACCUUGUCAGAUGCCGCGAAGUUUCAGUGGCAGAGGGACGAGCCUGUGCCGUUGUGUUUGACUGCAAGUUCAUUGAGACCUCGGCAGCCGUGCAGCACAACGUGAAAGAGCUGUUUGAAGGCAUCGUGCGGCAAGUCCGGCUCCGGAGGGACAGCAAGGAAAAGAAUGAGAAGCGGCUGGCAUACCAGAAACGGAGAGAGAGUAUCCCCAAGAAAGCCAGACGGUUUUGGGGCAAAAUAGUUGCCAAGAACAACAAAAACAUGGCUUUCAAACUCAAGUCCAAGUCUUGUCAUGACCUAUCAGUACUUUAAGAUGCUGGACUCUGCCAGAGCUUGUGGCAUUUUGUGGACAUUAUCUAACUAUGUCGUGGGACAAUCAAUCAAUCUAUAUUAGAUUGGGCUAUCAAAGUGACUUAGGUUCACAGUUGUGAUGAUAUGUGCUGACAUAAGAACAGCACAGUGCAUGGAAAUAUCUCUCUCUUCCUUUUUUCUUGUCAGUAAUUUUAAAAGAAAAGUAUAGACCAGAAUGACCUAAAGUUAUGCUGGGAAGUGUUCUGGAGUACACCUGUUCUUUCCCCUCUCACCUUUGGAUAAUAGUGUAAGAACCUUGACUUGGCAUCUUGACUUGGGAAGUGAAUACUACACUC